Messenger RNA from Octopus sinensis (East Asian common octopus), 1458 nucleotides. RefSeq names its product patatin-like phospholipase domain-containing protein 4. The transcript is spliced from 5 exons. Gene Ontology annotation, molecular function: triacylglycerol lipase activity. The coding region runs from base 489 to 1172 and encodes 227 amino acids. NCBI's taxonomy places the organism in Eukaryota, Metazoa, Mollusca, Cephalopoda, Octopoda, Octopodidae. Gene Ontology annotation, biological process: triglyceride catabolic process; lipid homeostasis. The record is from RefSeq and is a predicted model, not a curated record. Gene Ontology annotation, cellular component: membrane; cytoplasm; lipid droplet.
AGCUGCUACUGAUAACUUAGAAAUGUAAUAUAUAAAACUAUAGCUGGGCUAUAUUAAUUAAAUAAAGCCAUGACUGCUAACUUUGGCAUACAUGUAGCAUUAACCAUGCUUUAUUAAGUCGAGCAGUUUGGUGUAGUAUUUAAUAUGCCAGCGUCUCUGACAGCCCACUUUCGUUUCUAUAAGGAGUAGCUGACCAUGUUUAAGAUAUUCUGCUGGCAGCACUGGCCAACCUUUUUCACUCAUUGGUUCUUGUUAAUAUUCUAAAGUCGGUUGUUCCAGAAAUAUCUAAACCUCGCCAAACUAAUCGGAUCCUCUUCGGUUAACUUGAGAAAUGUGUGUGUUACGGGAACCUCUCCUGACGCGGUGAAGCUUUGUAGCUUUUUUCUUUUUGUCGGUGUGAGAUUUGUUUUGAAAGAGUGAACAGUGAAUGUGUGUGUGUGUAUAUUUAUAUAUGCACACACAUACACACGCACACACGGACUUUUACAAUGACGAACGAAGUCAGUGAGAAAAUCUUCCAAUCGCAGAAGGAGGAAAGAUCGUUUGACAAUGUGGCCUUCGAUUUAAACUACGAAAUCUACGAUGAUCCCAUCAUGAACUUGUCGUUUUGUGGAUGCGGUUUCCUCGGGAUCUACCAACUUGGUGUGGCAUACUGUUUAAGUCGACAUGGCAGUGGACUUCUUGCCAAAGUGGAGCGGAUUGCUGGUUCUUCAGCAGGGUCUUUGAUUGGUGCUGUACUCUCCAUUGACCGAAAUCUAAUAGCGGAUUGUGUCAAGUUUGCCUAUGAUUUGGCCGAUGAAAUACAUGCACAACCUCUUGGAGUGCUUACACCAAAGUACAGCCUAAUGAAGUCUCUAGAGAAGUUCCUGGAUGAUAAACUCCCCCACAAUGCUCAUGAAAUGGCCAGCGGUCGAUUGUAUGUGUCUGUGACCAACAUGGAAUCGAGAAGGAAUGAAACUCUCUCACAUUUCAGUAGCAGACAGGAAUUGGUGCAGUGUCUUCUUGCGAGCAGUUACAUCCCUAUCUAUGCAGGACUGAAACCACCAGUGAUCCGAGGAAAGAAAUACUUGGACGGCGGAUGGACCAACAACCUACCAUCAUUUUCCGAAGGAAGAACCAUCCACGUUUCCCCCUUUGCAGGAUGGCAAGACAUUUGUCCGCCGACAAGUUAGGUCGUGGCAUAUUUGUGACAUUUAAAGAGCAAACUUUCCAAGUGAACUGGAAGAACUUCCGUAGAAUGCACCAGGCGUUGUUUCCUCCUUCCAAAGAAACAUUAAGAAGCUAUUUCCUUAAAGGUCAAAUGGAUACAGAACGGUUUCUUCGACAAGAAGGGUGUUACGAAUCUCACAAACCAAGGAAUUCUACAAUCACUGUACGGCGUGAAACUUCGUUAUGACCAAUUCCUCUGGUUCUAUGGAACUCAUUUUCUGAAUGCUGGUUCCUUUUUUUUUUUUAACC